UCAUUUAAAUCGGUCACAAAUCUCAAGAGAGGCGGGAGUUAUUUUUUUACACGCGCGCGAGACAAAUCCAAGACCAAAUUGUGCCUUCCUCGUUCGCCAAUUGAGACCAAUUUAAGCAAUUCAAGCCGCAGAGUGCGGUUAGAACGGGACUCAGUCAGACGCGAGUUCUCUCCCACUAGGGCAGUGGUGUCUUGUACUUGGGCGGUGGGGCUAUAUCGGCAACGUUUCGGACGAUUUCUGGCGUUAGGGUUUCGCCAAGACGGCCGGUGAAUCGUGAAGCUCCACAUAUUCGCAGCAUCCCUGCAUAGGAGGGUUACAAAUCGCGCGAUAAAUGGAUUUUGAACCCCGUUUCGUCGUUGAUAAGAUGCUAUUGGUCCACAGCUUUCUCCAAAACCACAGACAGAGAGAAACGACGGGCAUAAAAAAAUUGUACAACUCGUUUUUCGUUAUGUUCUAAAGCGACCCAAGUCGGCCCUUUCAGGAUUUCGGAACUGCCCCGGGGAAGCCCCAGGAUAGCAUUUGUAGUAACCUAGAAUAGUAGGUAUGGAUUAUCGGUUGUACGAAAAUUCGGAUAUUCUGUUGAACGACAACUCGGACAGCUCGAAGAAUUCUUGGAACAUUCCAAACGAGUGUAGCAUGGACAACAACGGUGAUAUUUUCGGAUGGAACUCGCUCAAAAUCGACGAGGGGGAAGGAAAGACCUCGCGUAAGAGGAGGAUCUCCUUCGGGGAGGAGGAGAGGAAGGUCAAGGGUGGGUACAAGAUGGCGAAGGACCCCCUCUCGCUGGACGGCAAAGGCGCGGGAAAAAAGUCCGGCGGGCAUAAAGGGUCGGUGAAAAUCCAACAUUGGGAAGUUGAAGACUAUGAGGAUCUGAAUACAGACAUCGAAAGCUCUUUGAGUUUGGGAGGCAAUGACUUGGUCAACAAUUCCUAUGCCGUCAACGAAAAUAUGCUAUCGAUGAACGGAAUGACAGUCUUCAAACAAGAAGCCCCCUCCCCGACGUCCAACGACGUGACCACCCUGCAAGUGACCCACAAACACAGACAGAGCCCUUCCUCCACCCACCAUGGCGCCGCCGUCGUCAACAGUACCAUGGAGGACAAUACCAGCCAGAAUAUGUUCAACAGCACCAUCAACCAGCUACUCACGCAGAGCGGCUUGGUUGGAUUGCACAACGUCAUGGAUGCCAACAAUCUUUCUUCUCAAAACUCUGCCGACAGUUACACAGUAUCGUCCACGAACUACAAUCUGAUCGAAGACAGUCGCUUUCAAUAUGUCCUAGCGGCAGCUACCAGCAUAGCCACCAAACAAAACGAAGACACUCUGACAUAUCUGAACCAGGGACAGAGCUACGAGAUCAAACUGAAAAAGCUCGGAGAGUUGUCGUUCUACAGGGGGAAAUUAUUUAGA
Molecule: messenger RNA, 1410 nt
Organism: Leptinotarsa decemlineata (Colorado potato beetle)
Lineage: Eukaryota; Metazoa; Arthropoda; Insecta; Coleoptera; Chrysomelidae
Gene: gem
Product: transcription factor CP2 like gemini
Biological process (GO): regulation of transcription by RNA polymerase II
Cellular component (GO): nucleus
Molecular function (GO): RNA polymerase II cis-regulatory region sequence-specific DNA binding; DNA-binding transcription activator activity, RNA polymerase II-specific
Source: RefSeq, a predicted model, not a curated record